GAUGGUGGAAGAGGGUGGUGUUACCGUUUGUGUGAGAGUGCGGCCGCUUAUUGCAAGAGAAAAUGAAGACCUUGAUGAAAAGGGACAGGUUUCAUGGAAAAGCGAAGACUGUACUGUAUCACAAAUAGAUGGGACCAAGUCAUUUGUCUUUGAUCGUGUGUUCCACUCUGAGAACAGUACAAAGGAAGUCUACCAAGGUGUGGCUGCUCCUAUUAUCAAGUCAGCUGUUCAGGGAUAUAAUGGGACUAUUUUUGCUUAUGGCCAGACAGCGUCAGGGAAAACCUACACAAUGUUGGGUACCCAAGAUAGUCCAGGUAUCUUACCCAUGGCAAUUAAUGAUGUCUUCAAUACUAUCUGCAGAAUUCCAAAUAGGGAAUUCCUACUCCGUAUAUCAUACAUGGAAAUUCAUAAUGAAACUAUACAAGAUUUGCUAUGCAGUAACAUUAGGAAAAAGAAGCCAUUAGUUGUUCGUGAAGACAUCAAUAGGACAAUCUAUGUUGAAGAUCUGAGUGAGGAAGUAGUGGUUUCUCCAGAGCAGGUUAUGAGCUGGCUGGAAAAAGGAGAAAAAAACAGGCACUAUGGUGAGACAAAAAUGAAUGAGAGAAGCAGCCGUUCUCAUACAAUUUUUAGAAUGAUCAUUGAAAGCAAAGAAAAGGAUACUUCUAGCUCAAGCUAUGAGGAAGCUGUAAUGGUUUCUCAUUUGAAUUUAGUAGAUCUGGCAGGAAGUGAAAGAGCUAGCCAAACAGGGGCUGAAGGGAUUCGACUUAAAGAAGGGUGUAAUAUUAACCGGAGCCUCUUCAUCUUGGGCCAAGUUAUCAAGAAACUUUGUGAUGAUCAGUUUGGAGGCUUUAUCAACUACAGAGACAGCAAACUAACAAGAAUUCUUCAGAACUCCCUGGGUGGAAAUGCUAAGACUGUUAUCAUAUGUACAAUUACUCCAGUAUCAUUGGAAGAAACUCUUAGCACUCUCCAGUUUGCUAGUACAGCUAAAAAGAUGAAGAAUACUCCCAAAGUCAAUGAAGUUCUUGAUGAUGAUGCCCUUCUAAAGAGGUACCGUAAGGAAAUAGAAGAUUUGAAACGCCGACUGGAAGAAGUUUCAUCGCAUUCUCAUACCAAAAAUCAGUUAGCGCAACUCUUGGAAGAGAAGAAUUCUGUUCAGAAACAGCAGCAAGACAGGAUAAGAGCACUCACAGAAAUGCUAGUGACUGCAUCCUCUUUUUUGCAAGAACGGGAGCUAAAAGCUAAAAAGAAGAGGCGUGUGACCUGGGCCCCUGGGGCAGUAAGCCAAGAUGGGGGAAAGUCUUUCUUGGAAGACUUUCCUGGUAGAGCUAAACGCUUUAAAGCUUCUUUAUCUUCUCUCACAGAGAUGGAAGAAUCUGUCUCCUCGGAAUUCUCAGAAUAUGAUGAUCAGUUCAUGACAGCCAGUGUUGUAAUACCUGAGGAAGAAUGGAUCCCAGGAUCUGAAAUAAACUUUAGUCCUAAAGACUUUGCCGAGUCAAUUCAGCUUUGCCAAAGCCUUUUAGAAGAAAGGGAUAAUGCUGUCACUGAACAGCAAACUAUAAAAGCAAAACUGGAUACUCUGUGCUUCGAGAAAGAACAGCUGGUCUAUGAACUCACAGAGCUGCGUGAGAAAAUGUCAACCAGUGAGUUUGUGGCCCUUGAGAAAGAGGCCUCUGAAGAGCAGGAGAUGCAACUAAUGCAUGAAAUUUCCAACUUAAAGGCUAUAAUUUCACAUGCAGAAAUAUACAAUCAAGACCUUCAGCAAGAAAUAAAGUCAAAAGACAUGCAGUGCAAGGAACAAGAGGAAAGAAUCAAAGCAUUGGAAGAACACACUGAGAAGCUUAAAAACCUUGUAGAAGAGUUAGAAAGGGAGAAAAGAGAUGUGCCCAUUUUAGUACAAACUCCAAGCAAAAACUUGGAUGAAACGCAGCAGUUAAAGCAGUCUCUCAGAGAUGCUGAAGCAGUUGCCCUGGAUGCCAAGAAAGAAUCUGCAUUCCUCCGAAGUGAAAAUCUAGCACUAAAAGAAAAAAUGAACCAGCUCUCAGAUACUUACACUCAAAUGGAAAAAGAUCUUGGAUGCUACAAGAGCCAGUUAGAAGCUGGAAAAGUCACCUAUAAAAAAAUGCAAUCUGAUCUGCAGAAAGAACUGCAAUACUACGUGCAAGAAAACGCAAAGCUGGAAUCACUUGUGAAGGUUAACGAUUCAAAAG
Messenger RNA from Python bivittatus (Burmese python), 2210 nucleotides. The record is from RefSeq and is a predicted model, not a curated record. Lineage: Eukaryota; Metazoa; Chordata; Lepidosauria; Squamata; Pythonidae.